Messenger RNA from Candidula unifasciata, 1410 nucleotides. Lineage: Eukaryota; Metazoa; Mollusca; Gastropoda; Stylommatophora; Geomitridae. The record is from the annotation of a GenBank genome assembly.
AUGCUGCCAGCGGCCUGGAGCCUGGUUUUCAUGAUGUUUGGCAUCUACAACCCUGGUAUACAAUGGAACUGGAGUGAUCAGAUACAAACGCCUUGUAGUUGUGAUUCAUUGGCGAGCAAUAAGAGCUGGACUUUUAGCAAGAUAGCUUCUACAGUAGUUUCAGAGUGGAGUUUGGUUUGUGGUGAUUCGUGGAAGGGCUCAACUAUCAUAUCCAUCCAGAUGGUUGGGGCGUUGUUAGGAUCGUGUUCGGGCGGGCAGAUCGGAGAUAGAUUUGGUAGAAAGUUCAGCAUUCACGGCGGAGCGGCUCUGCUUGUUAUUACCAAUUUUAUAGCGGUGUUUUCAGUCUCCUGGGGGAUGUACGCUGCUGUCAGAUUCUUCAUCGGAUUUGCAGCUGGGAGCAUGCUGUCAACUAUCCCGGUUUACUGUCUUGAAUUUGUCCCUGGCUCCUGGAGAGGAAUAACCGGAACUUUUCCGUUUUGGUCUCUGUCUACCUUAGCAUUUUCUAUAUGUGUCAUGAUACUGAGAAACUGGAGGUACGUCCACUUGGCUACUGCAUUUUUUGCCCUACUCUCAUUUCUGCCCGUGUUUUGGCUUCCAGAAAGUAUGCGAAUUUUGACGAUUCAUGGAAAUUUGAAGGGGGCAAACAAAGUUGUCCAGAAAAUUGCCAGGCUCAAUAGAAAACCAGUGCCAGAUACGUCCGUCAUGGCGACAAUUGCAGAGGUGGAAAGGAAGUCGCUAAUGGAGAGGCCAAGUUACAAUUAUCGCGAUCUGUUCCAUAGCAGCAUACGAAGGUACACUAUUGUCAUGGCAAUGAUGUGGCUCACUCUGACUAUCUCCAACAACACAGUUGGGUACGGUCUGAAGGCAUUCACUGGGGACUACUUCGUCAAUUUUAUAAUAUUUUCGGCCUUACCGAUCCCAGCCAGACUGUUUGUAGUAAUAUUGACAUCAAAGGUCGGCAGGAAGACCAUCCUGGCUGUGAGUAUGUGUCUAGCCUGUGUGUUCUCGUUUCUGAUAGUCGGCAUACAGUUGCUGGCACCUGCUGAAGUCGUUGGCACGUCGACAAUAGCUCUGGCCUUCGCCUCAAAUAUGAUCAUAGAAAUUGGAUGGGCCAUGUCUCCACUGAUCGUCGCUGAACUGUUUCCCACGGGUGUCAGAAAUAUGGCCUAUGCUUUCUGCAAUAUUCACGCCAGAAUUGGGUCGAUCAUAGCUCCGUACAUGCUUCCGAAUCACUCGCUUCCCAUUUGGGUUCUCUUUCUUGUUAUAGGCGUUCUUAUCCUGAUAUGUUUCGUUUCUGUUCUGACUUUGCCAGAAUCAAAAGGCUGGGUUCUUCAAGAAAAUCUUAUGGUGAAAGCACCAGUAGAAGCAAUAGCAGAGACAAAGGACAGCGAGGUCGCCAGUAAUGUUUGA